GGAGCGCAACGCCGUCAGCCCGCCCGCCCGCCCGCUCUCUCUCCCUGGUGCGCGGCGGCCGGGAGGCGAGGAGACAUCAGCUGAAUUCUGCAUUUAUCUAGGUCACGCUUUCUGCUGGGCCCCAGGGACAAGAAGGAGAUAGCAACAGGGUCCCUUCCCCCAGAGAUCCCAGGAGCCCAGUAGAGAAGGCAUGCAGACAGUUCCAGGAUAAGGAACCUGACAGCAUACUGGCUCCCGGAAUACUGUAUGACACUACAUCAUGAGUGACAGUAAAUGUGACAGUCAGUUUUACAGCGUGCAGGUGGCAGACUCAACUUUCACUGUCCUGAAACGUUACCAGCAAUUGAAACCAAUUGGCUCUGGAGCCCAAGGAAUUGUUUGUGCUGCUUUUGAUACAGUUCUUGGAAUAAAUGUUGCAGUCAAGAAACUAAGCCGUCCUUUUCAGAAUCAAACGCAUGCAAAGAGAGCUUAUCGUGAACUUGUCCUCUUAAAAUGUGUCAAUCAUAAAAAUAUAAUUAGUUUGUUAAACGUGUUUACACCACAAAAAACUCUAGAAGAAUUUCAAGAUGUGUAUUUGGUUAUGGAAUUAAUGGAUGCUAACUUAUGUCAGGUUAUUCAUAUGGAGCUGGACCAUGAAAGAAUGUCCUACCUUCUCUACCAGAUGCUCUGUGGUAUUAAACAUCUGCAUUCAGCUGGUAUCAUUCAUAGAGAUUUGAAGCCUAGCAACAUUGUAGUGAAAUCAGACUGCACCCUAAAGAUCCUUGACUUUGGCUUGGCCCGGACAGCAUGCACCAACUUUAUGAUGACCCCCUACGUGGUAACUCGCUAUUACCGGGCCCCUGAAGUCAUCCUGGGCAUGGGCUACAAGGAGAAUGUUGAUAUCUGGUCAGUGGGUUGCAUCAUGGGAGAGCUGGUGAAAGGUUGUGUGAUUUUCCAAGGCACUGACCAUAUUGAUCAGUGGAAUAAAGUAAUUGAGCAACUAGGAACACCGUCAUCAGAGUUCAUGAAGAAACUUCAGCCAACUGUGAGGAAUUAUGUAGAAAACAGACCAAAGUAUCCUGGAAUCAAGUUUGAAGAACUCUUUCCAGAUUGGAUAUUUCCAUCAGAAUCUGAACGAGACAAAAUAAAAACAAGUCAAGCCAGAGAUCUGUUAUCGAAAAUGUUAGUGAUCGAUCCAGACAAGCGUAUCUCUGUGGAUGAAGCCCUGCGUCACCCAUACAUUACUGUUUGGUAUGAUCCUGCAGAAGCGGAAGCACCACCACCUCAAAUUUAUGAUGCCCAGUUGGAAGAAAGAGAGCAUGCAAUUGAAGAAUGGAAAGAACUAAUUUACAAAGAAGUAAUGGACUGGGAAGAAAGAAGCAAGAACGGUGUAGUAAAAGAUCAACCUUCAGAUGCAGCAGUAAGUAGCAACGCCACUCCUUCUCAGUCGUCAUCCAUCAAUGACAUCUCAUCCAUGUCCACCGAGCAGACCCUGGCCUCAGACACAGACAGCAGUCUUGAUGCCUCCACGGGACCCCUGGAAGGAUGUCGGUGAUAGGUUGGGAACAGGAAACAUCAUCAGUGGAGGAAUGUUCACUUUCAUGGUCGUCCCAAAAAUGUGUGGGAGUUGAUGGAACCAAAUAGAAAAACUCCAUGUUCUGCAUGUAAGAAACACGAUGCCUUGCCCCACUCGGUUCUAAUAGGAUUGCCUGCCUAGAUUAUAAAAACAAAGCCGAUUAUGUCUGAAGAAAAAGUACGAGCCACACUUAUAGAGAUUUUGUUCAAGAUCAUUUCAGGUGAGCAAUUAGAAUAGAAGACAUUUUACAAGUCGUGUGGUGAUAAUGGUGACAGUUUCUCCUCAUCUGUAUCCUGUUGGGACUUAGUGCAUGUGACCACUUGCUUGGGCUUGCCCACCUGGCACUUUGGAAAUCAGUAUUUAAUGCCAAAUAAUCUUCCAGGUAGUGCUGCUUCUAGAAUGAUCUCUUAAUCCUCUUAAGUCACUUGGUGUCUGUCCAGAAAAAAAAAUAGAUUUAUAUGUAUUAAUUGGCCACCAUCAUAAUACAUUAUCCUCUUUUAUGGUAUGAUUCUAUCUUUUGUAUUUCAGAAGUAUAUCAUUAAAUCUAUUUAAUAAAAAUAUAGCUUUUUAAAAAAAAAACUUGUGAUGUUUCAGGCUGAGAAUUAUCACUGCUAAAACCAAGACACUGUUUCCUCUAAAUUGUUUAAUGUGAGAUGAUUCCACUUUACUGCAUGAAAAAAUUUUCAGUUUUGUGCUGCUUAAGAUGUAAGUACCCUUGAAUCCUGUCUUAUCUUUUUUUUUCUUGGUGGUUGGGAUUUCUUAAUAAUUUUAAAUGUUCCCUACUAUUUCAUGUUCUUUAUCAGACACAUAACACUUGGUCUCAAUACCCUUUGCUCAUCCACUCAUUCAAGAUGAAAUACAAGGCCAACAGCACAUUCUAACGCAUUUUUCUUUCUCACUGAAAAAAAGCCAGGUCCCCUCAAAAGCCUGUUCUCCACUUUGUGGAGACAAUUCCUUCUCCUAAGGGAAAUCUAUGAUGUUCUGGAAAAUUCUCCUAGAGGAUAGUGACUCACUCUUGAAUGCUUUCUGGUUAAAACUGCUCACCUGAAAUUGAUUCUUUCACUUUCUGAUGUGUAAAUUCUAUAUGAAAUUCAUAAAGAUGCUGAGUAUUUAUGUGUCAAUGCAGAAAUGGAGUUACAAUGAUUACGUUUGCCUACCUGUGCUCAGAAUGAUUUUUCCCUCGAGCUUACGUUGUUGCAAUUCAUAUCUUGUGUUCAGUUAUUUUGAAAGCUAUUUGGCCAAUGUUCUAUAGAAUGUGUUUCUGGGAGGACCUUUAAUAAGAGUUUAUCUUAAGUAUUAUCUGAAAUAUAUGAUUCUCUGCAGCAGUUGUAUCUUAACGGUUGGUCUUAUCACUGGAAACUGGAACCCUUGAUGGACAGAAUUGAUCUUGAAAUAAGGAAUGGUUUUAUAUCAAGUCACUUAGAUACUUUAAGUAUGAAGUGGAAAUUUGAACUUGGAUAGAGGCAGAAAUACCUAUUAUGUGGCUUAGCCCUGGAGGCCUAAUGUUAUACCUAAGAAAGUCAUCACUAUACACAUAUGUAAACAUCAAAACUCACUAAAUCUGUCUUUGAAGUGAAAACCAGUAGGGAGUAUUGUGCACUGCAUGAUCUGCCCUGAGCCAUGUACAGGUAUACUGCUGUCAGGCUCGGCUGGUCCCACUUACCAGGAGAUACCUGAAGGUGGAGCAAGGUGCCACAGCGCAGCUUUCUGCUCACCUAGUCCUGUGUGUGUCCCAGAAGCCUGUUGUCAUGAAUGGAGCCUGUGCUGGCAUGGAAAGGUCGCUGUCCUGACCCUCUUCUGUCAGGUAGGCCAGUGUACCUGGACCAGUCACAGAACUCCACAGAAAUACCUCACCCCAAUGUCAGGGUCCUCCCUCCUGAGCCUAGAUUUGCCAGGGUCCUGAUGCAAGGCAGAUGGUUUUGACCUGAUCUCUGUGGAGAAAUGCUGGUAUUGGAUAAUGAGCUGAAAAAAAAUGUGCUCAACUUUUUCAUCUUUUCUAUUUUAUUUUUGUAAUUUAUAUUGUACACACCCUGGAAGUAACUAUUUUGGACAUGUAUUUUUAUAAACCAGGUAAUUGAUAGUUAUCUGGGAUUUGAACUAGGUUUGUUUCUUUUGUUGGGUUAGUUAUUGGUCAAAAAGGAAAUGACCGCUUUCCCCCAUGUCUGGGUUUCAAUUUCAAGUGCAGAUUCUAGAGGGCAGAGUCCUGUCAGGGUAAGAGAGCAGUCUAGGAGCACUGGCUGGGCAGAGUCGGACAGCUGUGGGUCUGCAGACCAAGCAGGGCUCUGUUCCUGCCUUUGAAACACUAAACUCAAGAGCUCCAGUGCUGGAGAAAGCCCUCUGCAGGACCCCUUGCUGACGCUCAGGGUCUGAAUCUGGGACACUGGUUCAAUUGGAACUGAGCCCUAUGUAUGUUAUAACAGUGGCUGGGUUUGUCUGGUUGGUUUCUGAUGUAACUCCUCUGAUAUUUCAUACUGAUGGUAAAUACUGGUCUGACCUUUCAGAUCGCAUAUCUCAAAAGUAACAUUGCCUAAUGUUUUAUAAUAAAAUAUACUAUGUGUGUUUUGAUUGGUAAAAAAAUAAUACAGACUACAUUUUAAAAGAGAA
Messenger RNA from Dipodomys spectabilis (banner-tailed kangaroo rat), 4159 nucleotides. It is a transcript of the gene Mapk9, whose product is annotated as mitogen-activated protein kinase 9. Gene Ontology annotation, cellular component: nucleus; cytoplasm. Gene Ontology annotation, biological process: protein phosphorylation; JNK cascade. Lineage: Eukaryota; Metazoa; Chordata; Mammalia; Rodentia; Heteromyidae. Bases 260 to 1534 code for a protein of 424 amino acids. The transcript has 13 exons. The record is from RefSeq and is a predicted model, not a curated record. Gene Ontology annotation, molecular function: ATP binding; JUN kinase activity.